Molecule: messenger RNA, 2705 nt
Organism: Styela clava
Lineage: Eukaryota; Metazoa; Chordata; Ascidiacea; Stolidobranchia; Styelidae
Source: RefSeq, a predicted model, not a curated record
AUAAAAGAUAAAUUCGAGUUUCUAUAAGCCUAUGCUCAUGAGGAAGUGUAUUAUAAGUGUACUCUGCAAUAUGGAUUCUACAUUGGAAUGAAGAAUGAAAUUUCUGAAUUUAUUUGUGUUAAACUAUAGGCGUAUUACUCAGUACAAAUGCUAGAACAGAGAUCGAAAUAUGGAUAUACUUGCUGACUUGAGCAAUAUAAGGGACUGUUAUUAAAAUUUUUCAGUCGGAUAAAGAUGAUCUGGCCUUCAGAUCUACUUUCUUCUUUCACAUGGUGCCUUCUCGUCCUCAUCAUUGUUUUGAUCAAAUAUUAUUUGCAUCGGAAAUGGAGUUUGUUAAAGAACUUGAACGUUCCGCAUAUUCCUCCAUCUAUCAGAAAUUUUGGGAGUGCACGGGCAGUAUGGUCAGAAAAGCCAUUUACGUUUGAUCUUGAAUGCAAGGAAAAGUUUGGUCGAAUUUAUGGGUAUUAUAUUAUGACCAAACCCAGAAUUGCCGUUCAUGAUUUAAACAUUUUGCAGCAAAUAUUUGUGAAGGAUUUUUCAAAUUUCACUAACAGAGUUGAAAAGCUUAACCCAUUUGAAGAAACAAUGUCAAAUGGUUUAUUGUUCAUUGAAGAUGAACAAUGGAAACGUGUCAGAACAACAAUGACUCCAGCAUUUUCAAGUUUAAAACUGAAAUUGAUGAAAGGAAUAGUCGAGAGAUGCGUCAGCAAUACUAUAGACGUAUUAGAGAAAAAGUGUAAAAAUGAAAAUGGCAUUUUCAAUGUGAAAGAUGUUUUUGGAAGAUUAUCUCUUGAUGUUAUUUGCGCAUCUGCUUUUAGUACUGACAUCAAUUCUCAGGAUACCUCCAAAAAAGAACCCCAGAUUUCUAUUCAGGCUAAAGAAUUAUUUAAAGCGGGAUUUUUUAACAUAUAUUUUCUCAUUGGGAUUUUAUUUCCGUUUCUCGAAACCUUCAUAGGAAAGGUAUUGGCGAAAAAAUCCUUUAUGGUUUACUUCAAGCAACUAUGCAAUAAAAUCAUAAAUCAGAGAGACGAUCAUCAACAUGGCAAUAACCGUGUGGAUUUGAUGCAGAUUAUGUUAGACUAUAAAGUGUCUGAUACAGUGAUUAAAAAAGGCGUCAGAAAAGGAAUGUCAGAAAUUGAAGUUAUCGCAAAUUCUGUGACAAUGCUUUUAGCAGGAUAUGAUACUACAAGCAUUGCAAUGGCAAAUUUAAUAUAUAAUUUGGCUCAAUAUCAAGAAGUACAGGAGAAACUCCACUUGGAAAUUGAUGAAGUGUUUCGUAAAAAAUAUGGAAAUUUAGAUUAUGAUAGUGUUAAUGAAUUAAAUUUUCUUGAGUUAUGUAUAAAUGAAAGCAUUCGUUUGUAUCCUCCAAUUGCUAAGACAACCAGGGUGGCUAAAAAAGAAAUAAACAUCCAUGGAUUGACUAUACCAGCCGGAAUGCUUAUGGUAAUGCCCAUUCAUGCAUUAUGCCAUGAUCCUGAAUACUGGGACGAUCCGAUGGAAUUCAAGCCGGAGAGAAUGAAAUACAUGGAUGGAAUGAAUCCCAUGGUUUAUCAACCAUUUGGUAGUGGACCAAGAAAUUGCAUCGGAAAGAGAUUUGCACUCAUGGAAAUGAAGAUAGCAAUCUGUAAAUUACUUCAUCAAUAUAAAUUCAUCCCCACGAGCGAAACUCCAAAACCCCCGUUAAGGUUGAAAUUCGAUCUCACUGUUCAUCCUAAAGACAAAAUCACUCUUAAAGCUAUUCCCCGACAAAACCAUUCAAUGUAAUUUUGUUUGAAUUGUAAUAUAGAAAACGAAAAGUUAUAAAUACGGUACUUGAAGACCUGCAGCUGACUUGAUAAAAAGACACAAUUGUUUUUCUUAGCAAAAAUGUAUUUCCUUGCAUAUUACGGGUACCUUAUGUCAUAUUAUGACCAUAUAACUUUCUAUAAUGCAAGUACCAAGAUAAGGAAAUGUUACGCAAGGAAUUGUCUUGAUGAUGUGCAUGCUGUAUAGCAGGGGUGAGCAACUUCCCUAGUCAGCGGGCCAGAUGUACGAAAAUGAACCGGAUUAUUACAAAAAAUACUUCCAAUCUUUGAUAAAAAUCUGGUCGCGGCCCACGAGCCUUAUGUUGCCCACCUCUGCCGUAUAGUCUAGUAGCUUAAGUUUUGUAAAGAAGCCUUUGUUUCUACAAUGAUUCAUUUUUUGCCAAUUUAUAUUACAACUUGUAUUGAAAUUUUAAAUCUGCAUGUUUUCUUAUAUGCAAAUUUGAAAAAAAACAUCAGGAAAAGAAAUUAAAUUGUAUAUUAAAGUGUAUUUGUGCAAUUAACACUACUUUAUGUUAACAAUUUGUAUAAUAUAUCAAAUUAAAUUAUAUAUUAGAGUGUAUUUGUGCAAUUAACACCACUUUAUGUUAACAAUUUGUAUAAUAUAUGUAUAUAUAAUUGCACGUUACACACCCAAAAAAUAAAAUGAAAUUUUACAAUGGAGUGUCUUUUAAAUGAUUUGAUAAAAUUUUCGUCCUAAUCAGGUUUUAAUUGUUACUUUUACAAAUUAAUAUCAUGCAUUUAUGUACACUUAUGAGAUUAUCCUAUUAUAACUAUUUCUUUGUAUUUACCUAUUAGCUAUGUUUAUAGGCUUUGGGUUUCACAAGCCUUUUCUGUAUCAUGCAAUUUGUAUACUUUUGAGAAAUCUUUGUGCCUAUUGACAUAUUUUGAGUUUUUGUAGCU